AUGGAUUCAACUGCAACGAAAGCAGUGAAGCCUGACGCAAAUAUGGCCAAGAAACGACGUGUUUCGGGAUAUGUCCCCAUGAGGGCGACGGUACAAGCUGAAGGAAACAAUAAUCUCAUGGAUCUACAAGGUUUGUAUCGAUUUUCAAAUUUCCUAUUUCUCUGGCAAAAAAUCCACAAAGAAAAUCCAGACGGGUCCUACAGCGAUCGGAGUUUGGCAUCGAGGCGGCUCGAUAAAAAGAGGAUGAACUUGCCCCUGAUAGUUCAGGUAAGCCUUGAACUGAGAUUCCCUAUAUCAUCAGAAUAAGAUGAUGAUGAACACUGGCCCUGGAUUCAUGACUCCAGCCUUCUACCCCUUGAACAAAUCGCAUGAAGAUGACGUUUUCGAGUCGGCCGAUGUGAGUUUUUAUUUUUGGGACCUUUCUGGAUGAAAAGUACGCUUUCAGAGCUCGGACGCCAACAAAACGUGA
Caenorhabditis auriculariae is the source of this 469-nucleotide messenger RNA. The record is from the annotation of a GenBank genome assembly. NCBI's taxonomy places the organism in Eukaryota, Metazoa, Nematoda, Chromadorea, Rhabditida, Rhabditidae.